AUGGAUAUGUCCUCGGGCAUUUCGCGGGAGGCUUUUCUCGGGGCUGGGUCUUUCCUUGUUGUUUUCACCGGCUUGUUCGUUUGUGUCCGCCUCGCAGUAAGCUUCAGGCUGUCGGGAAGCCUGUAUCUCGACGACUAUGCAGCAAUUGCCGCCGUCUUCUUUCUGGCUGCAUUCUUUGGGAUCCUUUUCGAAUUAGUCCCUCUCUACUCCGAUCCACAGUUCUUACUCAAGCUACGGCUCAUCAGCCAGUUAGCAGUGGCGUCGGUCUUCAUGUCCGGAUUUGUCAUGUGGACUGCCAAGAUCCCCAUUCUCCUGCUUCUUAUCCGCAUCUUUGGAAUUCACCGCUGGCUGCGUAUCACCGCUAUCCUCACAAUCGUUCUCACUGGCCUCGCCAUCCUUGCAGGCGUCGCCUAUAACGCCAACGCCUGCAUGCCCCCGAACAGCGACCUCGGCUUCACCCCCGACUAUCUGGCAACGUGCGCUGACGCAAACUCAUACACGGGAGUCGCAUUGGGCUCUGUUUCAAUCGCGACAGAUGUCAUCAUUUUUAUUUUGCCAGUACCAGUGAUCGCCAAAUUAAAGCUGGAGACCGGGAAGAAGAUUGGCUUGCUUCUUGUUUUCCUCGUCGGCAUAGGUGCCAUUGUUGGCAGUGCAGUCGCACUCAACUAUAAAGUCAAGUCACUGUCUGGAGCAGCCAGUGAUAUUCAGCUGGCCGGAAUAUUAACGAUUCUCGAGUACACAAUCGCGAUCACGUCCAGCUGCGUUCCUGCUAUCAGAGCAUUCUGGAGCGGUUUCAUCGUCCAGUCCCAGCUAUUCUCAAGGUUGACCUCUUACAUGUCGAAGGCGUCAUUCAGCAUUGGCCGAUCAUCGAGGAAGCCUACGGACCACCUCAAUGGAAGCAGCGAGUAUAUCAACGCAUACUCUAAUCUCGAGGACGGCCAUUCCAAGAAGCCUACACUGAACACAGCGAGCCUGCCGCUCGACAGCUUCAAUACCCGACCUUGA
Diaporthe citri is the source of this 1005-nucleotide messenger RNA. RefSeq lists its product as uncharacterized. The coding region runs from base 1 to 1005 and encodes 334 amino acids. The record is from RefSeq and is a predicted model, not a curated record. The transcript has 6 exons. NCBI's taxonomy places the organism in Eukaryota, Fungi, Ascomycota, Sordariomycetes, Diaporthales, Diaporthaceae.